AUGUCACGCGACAGGAACGGAAUAUUGAUUUCCGUUUCGUCAGUUUACGCAGAUGUGAAUCAAACUCGUGGGCCAUCAUGGUACGACCAUAAGAAUUUUGAACCAACUUGGAAUUCACCUGAAAAUUAUGCAUUAAUCAAGAAAGUCGGCCGAGGAAAGUAUUCAAUUGUAUUCAAAGCAAUUCAUAAUCGAAGAACAGAGUGUGCGAUUAAAAUUUUAGUGCCUCUAGAUCCAAAACGUUAUAAUAGAGAAAUAAAAAUAUUGACAAAUUUAAAAGGAGAACGAAAUAUAUUACAACUUUACGAUUUAAUUAAAGAUCCUGUGACAGGUGUUUAUUCGUUUGUUUCUGAAUGGGUCGAAUUUUAUGAUUGGAGAAGUCUUUAUUCCUCAUUUUCAAUAGAUGAUAUCAGAUUAUAUAUGUACAAACUUAUAGAUGCGCUUGAUACUUCCCAUUCUCAUGGAAUUAUGCAUAGAGAUAUAAAACCGCAAAAUAUUGCCAUCGAUAAAGAGCAUCAUAGGCUCAGAUUACUAGAUUGGGGUCUUGCAGACUUUUACCAUCCAAAACAAGCAUAUAAUUCCCAUGUUGCUACUAGAGUUUUUAAACCUCCUGAAUUAUUAUUUGCAUAUCCUUACUACGAUUAUUCUAUGGAUAUUUGGUCGGCUGGUCUUACUUUGUCGAUCAUGAUGUUCAAGAGAAUACCUAUAGAAUGCGGUGAAGAUGAUACUGAGCAAUUAUUAAAAGUUGCAGAACUCGUAGGCGGAAAAGGAAUCAUCGAAUACGCAGAUAGUCUUGGUAUGAAGCUUGAAGAAUCUACUAAGAACGCUCUACUUAAAAAGAGAGGAACAGGAUGGCAAAAACAUGUUGCAAAAGCUUCUCCUGACCUUUGUCCACCAGAUGCUGUUGAUUUGCUACAGAGAAUGACAGCAAUUGAUCAUCGCCAAAGAGUUACAGCUCAUGAUGCUUUGAAACAUCCUUUCUUUAAGCCUCUUUUCAAAUGA
Molecule: messenger RNA, 999 nt
Organism: Trichomonas vaginalis G3
Lineage: Eukaryota; Parabasalia; Trichomonadida; Trichomonadidae
Product: STKc CK2 alpha domain-containing protein
Exons: 1
Coding region: 1-999 (332 amino acids)
Biological process (GO): protein phosphorylation
Cellular component (GO): cytosol; nucleus; protein kinase CK2 complex
Molecular function (GO): protein serine/threonine kinase activity; ATP binding
Source: RefSeq, a predicted model, not a curated record